This is a messenger RNA of Hordeum vulgare subsp. vulgare (domesticated barley), 1108 nucleotides long. RefSeq lists its product as uncharacterized. Gene Ontology annotation, molecular function: enzyme inhibitor activity. The record is from RefSeq and is a predicted model, not a curated record. The transcript has a single exon. Lineage: Eukaryota; Viridiplantae; Streptophyta; Magnoliopsida; Poales; Poaceae. Bases 306 to 866 code for a protein of 186 amino acids.
ACCGGGGCGCACCGUGCUCCGCCUGCCCCGCAGCCGCAUGCAACCGCAAUCACUCAUGGCGGAUCAACCACCACAGACGAGAAACGCAAAUCCGAUGGGACAAACACAAGCCUCGCAUCGCAUGCAUGCAUUCAUGCACGCAUAUGCUCCCAUUUAUCAGCUCACCUACCCACAACCACACCAAGAAACAAAUACAGUUCUAGUACCACGGGCGAGCGAGAGAGCUCGAUCACACUUCAGUAAGUUCACGAGCGUCAGUGUCGUCGGCGUCAGGCCAACCACCAGUCCACCACAGCCACCAAACCAUGACCUCACGCAGCAGCUCAUCCCUCCUCCUCUUCGUCCUCCUCGCGCUUGCCGUCCAAGCGGCUCCCUCUGCCGGCGCGCCGGUCGUGGACACGGUGGCGGACUCGUGCGACGCGAUCCGCGACUUCGUGGACUACGCCUUCUGCGCGGCCGCGCUGCGGUCCAGCGGGCCGGGCGCCGCCACGGCGGACCGCCACGCGCACCUCCUCAUCGCGGCGGACCUCGCCGCGGCGCGCGGCACGUCGGCGCGGGACGCCGCCACCGCGAUGGCGCGGGACGAGCGGGACCCGGGCGCGCGCGACGGGAUGGAGGCGUGCGGGAUCCUCUACGGGGCCACCUCCGUGCCGGCGCUGCAGUUCAUGCGCGGCUACGCGGCGGCGAGGGCGUGGGACCGGGCGCGCUCGCUGCUCUCGCUCACGGGGCAGGCCGGGAUCGGCUGCGAGGCGGCGCUCGCCGGCGCGCCGGCGGCCAAGGGGAGGAUGGCCGCCGCCAACCGCGAGUUCGACCAGCUCACCACCAUGGCCACGGCGCUGCUCAACAAGGUCGAUCAUCUCGGGUGACGUGGUGACAUGCCAUCAGAGUUCCUGUGUUAAUAACCAGAGCCCUUGUGUUGAUUAUUGGAGUAGUUCCUUGAGCAAACUAUAGUAAGGGCGCAUGUUGAUUAUUAAUUCCUUCAGCAAACUACUGUAGUAAUCGCGCAUGUAAAAUUUGGAUUAUGAUUACUCCCUCCAACAACAGUUUAUAAGGCAUGUACAUCCAUGCCACCUAGGAGUAUUUGAGUAGUCAAGGCUACCUUUUCUAA